AUGUAUGAGAGAGUUCACCACCGAACCCCGGUUCCGCUCCACGAUUGUUGUAUAACCAUCCUCGAGAGAUGGCACGACCAUCGUCCAUCUAGGCGUCCUCCUCCGACUCACUCCGACCGGCGUUCACUUUCAUGCACCGUGGCGCGAGUGUUCAGUUCAUCGUGCAAAGCCGACGUCGCGUGUCGCAGUGACAGUCCGCGUACCAACUGUGCAUUUGUUGUUUUGGUUUUGGACACGAGUCAGCGUGGACUACCCUCUGUGUCCUUUGUUGUUAUACCUUCGAGGACUUCAAGGUGUCGACUCUGUAGGAUUGCAGGUGUUCUAGGAGCUGGAUUUGGGAAGAACAUUCGUGGUUGAACGUGUUGUAAAGUGUUGCUGAUUGGAUUCGUCCCAGAAACUUUAUAGUAAACAGGUA
Nicrophorus vespilloides is the source of this 415-nucleotide messenger RNA. RefSeq lists its product as uncharacterized. The record is from RefSeq and is a predicted model, not a curated record. The transcript is spliced from 3 exons. Lineage: Eukaryota; Metazoa; Arthropoda; Insecta; Coleoptera; Silphidae. The coding region runs from base 1 to 357 and encodes 118 amino acids.